Molecule: messenger RNA, 2113 nt
Organism: Cannabis sativa
Lineage: Eukaryota; Viridiplantae; Streptophyta; Magnoliopsida; Rosales; Cannabaceae
Product: receptor-like protein 51
Exons: 1
Coding region: 318-1664 (448 amino acids)
Molecular function (GO): protein binding
Source: RefSeq, a predicted model, not a curated record
UUAAAAUUCAAUUAAACCAUAUUUUUGUAAUUAUUUUUAUUGUUUCUGUCUAUUUGUGAAAUAAUUUUUUUUUUGACCAUUCCAAUAGAGAUGAUGAUGCCUCUAAUAUAUAAGAGUUUUUUUUUAUUAAAUGAAAAAGUAAAGGGUAUAAAAGUAAUUGAGAUAUACGACGUCGUCCAAGUCUUCCUUUUCCUUUCAACUCUCUUCUUCUUCUUCUUCCCACAGCUCACUGCAUCAGAAUCCAUAACGGUAGUCAAAGUCAAGUCCGUACACUCAAAACCUUUCUUUCUCUGUUUUCUCAUUCUCUCAUUUCAUCAAUGGACCAGCAAAAACCGCCAUUGUUACUCAUUCUCCUACUUCUUCUCUCCAUCAAAACCUUCUCAGCUACUCCACCUCGAGGAGUUCCCGUCGUCGUUUCUCCAACUCCGGCGCCUGUUUCUUCUCCGACAACCAAGAACGCCUCCUCCUCUCCUCCUCUUCCUCCAUCUUCAACCCCUUCUACUCCUUCUUCAGCUCUCGACCCAAAACAGCUCAGAGCUCUCCAAUCUCUCAACAUUCCCACAUCUAAAGAUCCCUGCACACAUCCCACUUCACUGCUCCAAAAGAACAACAUCACUCAAUGCGACUCAUCCAAGCCAUUCAGCCACCUUAUCUCACUUCGACUCCUCAACUGCUCAGACGACGUCGCUUUGUCCUUCACUGCUCUCAAAUCCCUUUCCACUCUUCAGUCUCUACAGUUCGUUAACUGCCCCAUUGCCCCGAUUAGCUUCCCGGCCGAGCUGACCGAGUCUCUCCGUUCCUUCACGUGUAUAAGAAGUCUCCGGAGAUUAACAGGCGUAUGGUUAUCUCGACUUCAAAACCUUACCGAUCUAACGGUUUCGAAUACUCAGGUUAACGCAAGUGGCCCUUUUGUGAUUCUUGGAAACAUGAAGAAGAUUAAGUCUGUGACUGUCUCAAAUGCGAAUUUGACUGGUUUUUUUCCGAGGCACAUGAAUCCGAAUCUUACUCACAUCGAUUUUUCAGGUAAUAAGCUUAGGGGAAGAAUACCUAGUACGAUUAGUCGCUUGGAAAAUCUUCUGAUCUUGAAUCUUUCUUCUAAUACAUUGAAUGGAGAAAUACCCGAUGCGAUUGGUGACCUAAUUUCGCUUAAAAAUCUCUCCUUGGCUUCGAACUCGUUGUCUGGGGCAGUUCCUGAUUCGUUUUCGGCAAUACCUAGUUUGGUUCACAUUGAUCUGAGCUCAAAUCAGCUCAACGGAACCAUUCCCAGAUACUUCACAGCAAUGAAGACAUUAAAGCACUUGAAUCUAGCUAACAACAACUUCCGUGGGGUAAUGCCGUUCAAUGCAUCGUUUAUAAGUAGAUUGGAUGUUUUCAAAGUCGGUGGGAACGAUAAUCUCUGUUACAAUAAAUCGAUUCUGUCAUCGAAAAUGAAGUUGGGAAUUUCUCCCUGUGAUAAACACGGGUUCCCUUUGUCUCCACCUCCGGCAAAAGAUUCAUCAGAAGAUGAUAGCAGUGAUUAUGACGACGACAGUAGUUCUGAUGAUACAACUCGAAAAGACCAUCAUCGUGGCCCAAACAAGUAUGUUCUUGGUGUGGCAAUUGGCCUCUCUUCAAUUGUUUUCCUCAUUAUUUUCUUAGUUCUUAUCUCAAAAUGCUGUCGCUAAAAAUUGAAACUUUAUCUCCAUGUUCUAAAACCUUGUUCUGCAAAUUUUAGUAGAUUUAGGAAAUUUCUGGUAACAGAACAAAAAGAUUCAUUUUUUUUUAUUAUUAUUUAUUUCUUAAUUAAUUAAUUAUACUUAAUGAGAAUGAAGAAGAACAAGUAAGAAGAGGAAUACACGGAAGAAGAAACAGAAGAAGAAGAAGAUGAAGAAGAGUUGGUGUGUGUGUAAUAUUUAUUUUCAGUGCUUUUUUUCCAGGCAUAAUUUUUUUGAAGCAAAGGGUAGUGUUGAGGGGAUUUACAUUUGUAUUAUUAGGUGUGGUCUAUUUGUUUGUGUAAUUAGUAGCAAUAGUGGGGAAUUGUUAUCCUUGAAAUGUUAUUCUUUUCUCCAAUUUAUUUUGGCUUUGUAUCUUUUCUAUUCAAAUCCCCAAUCAAACUAUAUUGUUUCCUUGAGUC